UGGGCGUGGCCUCGCGGGGGCGGGGCCUCCCCGCCGCCAUGCGCGGUGCCGCGCGCGCCGCCCGGUCCGUGGUCAUGGCUGCGACGGGAACCGGGGCUGGCACCGGCACAGGGACCGGCACCGGCCACAAGCGGCCGCACCCCGAGCCCGCCGCCCGCAUCGGCACCCACGACGGCACCUUCCACUGCGACGAGGCGCUGGCGUGUUUCCUGCUGCGCCUCCUGCCCCGCUACCGGGACGCGGAGAUCGUGCGGACGCGGGACCCGCAGCGCCUGGCCGCCUGUGACGUGGUGGUGGACGUGGGGGGCGAGUACGACCCGGGGCGGCACCGCUACGACCACCACCAGAGGUCCUUCACGGAGUCCAUGCGGAGCCUGCGGCCGGACAAGCCCUGGAGCACGAAGCUGAGCAGCGCCGGGCUCGUCUAUUGUCACUUCGGGUCCCAGAUCCUCGCGGGGCUCCUGGGGCAGCCCGAGGACGGGCCCGUGGUCACAGCGCUCUAUGACAAGCUGUACGAGAACUUCGUGGAGGAGAUCGAUGCCAUGGACAACGGGAUCGCGCCGGCGGCGGGGGAGCCGCGCUACGCCCUGAGCACCACGCUGAGCGCCCGCGUGGGGCACCUGAACCCCCGCUGGAACGAGCCCGACCAGGACACCGAGGCGGGCUUCAGGAGGGCCAUGGAGCUGGUGGGCAGCGAGUUCCUGGAGCGCCUGGACUUCUACCAGCGGGCCUGGCUGCCGGCGCGGGCGCUGGUGGAAGAGGCCGUCCGGCACCGCUUCGAGGUGGACGCCAGCGGGCAGGUGCUGGAGCUGUCGCAGGGUGGCUGUCCCUGGAAGGAGCACCUGUUCCAGCUGGAGCGGGAGCUGGCCCUGCCCCGGCCCCUGCAGCUCGUGCUGUUCCCGGACCGGGGCGGGCAGUGGCGGGUGCAGAGCGUCCCCGCAGCCCCCCACAGCUUCCAGAGCCGGCUCCCCCUGCCCGAGGCCUGGCGGGGGCUGCGGGACGAGGCGCUGUCCGAGCUGGCCGGAAUUCCCGGCUGCGUCUUCGUCCACGCCAGCGGCUUCAUCGGGGGGAACCGGACCCGGGAGGGGGCCUUGGAGAUGGCCCGGAGGACGCUGGAGCUGGGGGGGGGCACAGAGAGCACCUGAGCCCCCUCCCCAGCGGGGUCACCCCGGUGUGGGGCCGCAGGGACGCUGCAGGGACCGUUCCUGCUCGGAUCCCCGGUUCUCCGAGGGAUCCGCUGUGCUGGGGAGGGGGAGCAGCCCCUCCCGGGGGUCUCAGAGCAUCCACCCCCCCGUGCCCGACAGCUGCCAGCCCAGCCAGAGACUUUUUGGCUCCAUUUCCUGGGAGUUUGUCCCCGUUCCUGUCACACCCCUGCACCGAAGCGCUGCCAGCACCAGUAAAAACCAGUGUGU
Ficedula albicollis (Collared flycatcher) is the source of this 1412-nucleotide messenger RNA. It is a transcript of the gene MYG1, whose product is annotated as chromosome unknown open reading frame, human C12orf10. Gene Ontology annotation, cellular component: nucleus; cytoplasm. The coding region runs from base 39 to 1145 and encodes 368 amino acids. Lineage: Eukaryota; Metazoa; Chordata; Aves; Passeriformes; Muscicapidae. The record is from RefSeq and is a predicted model, not a curated record. The transcript is spliced from 8 exons.